AUGAAUAAGGCACUCAAAAGUACUCUUGAGAAUUUCAAGAAAUACCUCACAUUCGUGGGGCCGGGAUUGGUGGUAUCGGUAUCAUACCUUGACCCAGGAAAUUACUCAACAUCAACAUCUUCUGGUUCCAUGUACCAAUACAAACUAUGCUUUAUAAUAUUCAUGGCAAAUUUAUUUGCAGUGGUGCUACAGGUUUUAUGCGUGAAAUUGGGUACUAUUACAGGUUUGGAUUUAGCAGAAAUGUGUCGAUUGCAUUUACCUCCAAACUUAAACUUGUUCAUGUACAUUUGUGCCGAAAUUGCUAUAAUAGCGACAGAUUUGGCUGAAGUUGUAGGUACUGCUAUUUCGUUGGAAAUUUUGUUUGGAAUACCGUUGAUAUAUGGUGUCAUUAUAACUGUUCUCGAUGUAUUGAUCAUACUCAUGGCAUAUCAUAAAGACGGAUCUUUGAAACAAACUAAAAUGUUUGAAAUAAUCGUCUCCAUCUUGGUGGCAGCUACCUGUGUGUGCUUCGUUUUGGAAUUGUUCAAGUGUGAUUUCCCUCCAGGCUCGGGCUGGGAGAUAUUUAAAGGAUUUCUCCCAAUUAAUAAAGAGGUCUUUAAAGAAAAGACUGCGUUAUUUUUGAGUUGUGGUAUUGUUGGAAGUACAGUGAUGCCUCACUCCUUGUUUUUAGGCUCAGCAUUGGUCCAGCCAAGAUUGAAAGAUUACGAUGAAAAACAUGGAAUAAAGCAGCAGCAACAACAGCAGCAGCAACAGCAACAACAACAACAACAACAACAGCAACAGCCAAAUUCGGAAGGCGAGGUUGGUAAUGCAGAGACCUUGUCAUCUACAGCAACAUCAUCUUCUUUAACAUUAUCAUCAACAACAAUGGCAUCUUCUCCGUUGGCAAAUUUUGGUGGAAUUUCCAACGGAUUGAUGCUCAGCAAAAAAUACAAACCAUCUUAUUCAGCCGUCAAGUAUUGUCUCAACUACUCAUAUGUGGAGUUGGUAAGCUCUUUAUUCAUUGUUGCUGUGUUUGUCAACUCUGCUAUUUUAAUCGUAGCCGGAGUAACUUUGUAUGGCAAACCAGACGCUGCAGACGCAGACUUGCUAUCAAUUUACGAAAUGUUAUCUCACUAUAUCUCACCAGCAGCUGGAUUUGUAUUUGCCUUAAGUAUGCUAUUCUCGGGUCAAAGCGCCGGAAUUGUAUGUACAAUGGCAGGACAAAUUAUUGCAGAGGGUUUCAUUAAUUGGACCAUUGAGCCCUGGAAGAGACGGAUUAUAACAAGAAUUAUUGCCAUAGUCCCCGUGAUUAUAGUUAUUGGAAUCUUGGGUCGUGAAGGUGUUUCCAAGGUAAUGAACUCGUCACAAGUGGUGCUCAGUUUUGUUUUACCAAUUGUGAGUGCACCGUUGAUUUACUUUACGUGCAAUAAAAAAUACAUGAGCAUCGCCAAUGAUGCUGAUGCUAAGACAGCAUGUACCGAAUCAAGUCCAUUAUUGCAUAAUGAAGAUGGUAUAGAAGUGAGUUGUGAAAAACAAAUCAGCUACGAAAACGGAAAGUUUUUGUCGAUUACAAGUAUUCUUACAUGGAUCAUAAUCACUGCCUUAAAUUUGUAUUUGGUAAUAGCAUUUAUCAAUGGUGCAGACAUUUGA
Messenger RNA from Lodderomyces oxycetoniae, 1632 nucleotides. It is a transcript of the gene SMF3, whose product is annotated as putative divalent metal ion transporter. The record is from RefSeq and is a predicted model, not a curated record. NCBI's taxonomy places the organism in Eukaryota, Fungi, Ascomycota, Pichiomycetes, Serinales, Debaryomycetaceae. Gene Ontology annotation, molecular function: manganese ion transmembrane transporter activity; cadmium ion transmembrane transporter activity. The transcript has a single exon. Gene Ontology annotation, cellular component: plasma membrane. The coding region runs from base 1 to 1632 and encodes 543 amino acids. Gene Ontology annotation, biological process: intracellular manganese ion homeostasis; iron ion transport.